Coprinopsis cinerea okayama7#130 is the source of this 1707-nucleotide messenger RNA. RefSeq names its product pseudouridylate synthase. The transcript has 10 exons. Gene Ontology annotation, cellular component: nucleus. The record is from RefSeq and is a predicted model, not a curated record. Lineage: Eukaryota; Fungi; Basidiomycota; Agaricomycetes; Agaricales; Psathyrellaceae. Gene Ontology annotation, molecular function: pseudouridine synthase activity; RNA binding. Gene Ontology annotation, biological process: mRNA pseudouridine synthesis; tRNA pseudouridine synthesis. The coding region runs from base 1 to 1707 and encodes 568 amino acids.
AUGACAGAGAAAAGAGUCGCAGAGAAUGUGGAGGCGGGCGUCGAAGACGCACCACAGGCUAAACGAUUGCGGACGGACGAAGCGAUGGAUGAGGACCGCAACGCAACCGCCGCGACCACUACACAAGCUUCGACGGAAACGGCUACAGUGAUAACUGAGGAUUCCUUAAAUGACAUGGACGAAGGAACAGAAAGCGACGCUGGGUCCCAGGUUGGCAGCACCGAGAAGAGGAAAAAGAAGUUUGACACUCGACGUCGCCGAAAAGACAAGAGCAACACUGACGGCAAGCCCAAACCCGCACGGAAUAGACGACGUGCAACCAAAGAGGAGGAGGAAGCGAAUAGGGAAAAAAGGCGACUUGAAGAAGAGCAAGGACUCAGACAGCCUCGUCUGCCAAAACGUCAGUCGGCGCUGCUUAUUGGUUUCUGCGGGUCGGGAUACAGUGGAAUGCAAAUCCAGCCGAUGGAUAGCGUGAAGACCAUUGAAGGUGUCUUAUUCCAAGCCCUAGUCAAAGUAGGCGCGGUGUCGCAAGACAAUGCAGAUGACCCUGUCAAGGUCGCAUUAGCUAGAGCUGCCCGUACAGAUGCGGGCGUCCAUGCAGCGGGUAAUGUGGUUUCCAUGAAGAUGAUUUCAACAAUCCCAGGUGUACCAGAUCUUGUCGCCGCAGUCAACGAACAACUGCCCCCUGAAAUCAGGUUCUGGGGUUUCGUUCGCACCCAAAACUCGUUUAACGCGCGAUUCCGGAAAUAUACCUACUUCUUCCCCAGCUACCUAUUGAUCCCUCCCAAACCCGGAUCCGGCCUCGACGAACGGCUGAAAGCCUUCAACGAAUCUCUAGGUGACACCGUGCCACGGCCAAUCCAUCCAUUCUGGGCGGAUGCCCCCGGAAACUCGACAAAGGAGGAAGAUCUUAUUCGCAAACGGCGAUGGAGGGUGGAUUCUGGACCCAUUGAGCGGUUACGGGAAACCGCGAGGCGAUACGAAGGCACCCAUAACUUCCAUAACUUCACUGUUGGACGGGAUUUCAAGGAUCGCAGUAAUUUUCGAUUCAUGAAGUCCAUCACGAUCGAGGACCCUGUCGUCUACGGCGAGACGGAGUGGAUUAGCGUUCUUUUCCAUGGGCAGAGCUUUAUGCUCCACCAGAUUAGAAAAAUGAUGUCGGGCCUCGUAUUGUCAUGUCGAACAGGUGCUCCUCCUGAAGUCAUCGACCAGCUAUACAACGAAGAACAAGUCUUCGUUCCUAAGAUGCCUUCUCUCGGUUUGUUAUUGGAGGAGCCCCUCUUCACAUCCUACAACAGUAGGGUGGCCAAAAUCAACACCAAUCUCAAGCCCGAGGACGCCGACUACCGCCCACCAAUUGACUUUGAUCUGCAUCGCGAAAAGAUGGCGGAAUUCAAGGAGAAGUUCAUUUACAAGAACAUGCGAGAAAUAGAGGACCGCGAUGGAUUAUUCGACGCGUGGAUCCGCUCCGUCGACUGCUACUCCGGAGACGACCUCCUCUACCUCAACUCUCAAGGAACAGUCCCAGACGCCUGCGUCAUCAAGAAAGGAGUCAGGCGAACCAAUCCUUUCAGAGAGAAGCGGGUAUUCGACACGACGUCAUUCCCUACGGCAGACAGGGUGAAAAAGCAACUUGAGGAGAGCGACGGAGAAGAGGUGGAAGAGGAGAUCAUUGACAAGAAGAUGCUUGCGGAGACCGAGGGUUGA